CAAACCUUACGUAAUCUACGUAAGCAAACAUGGCCGUUGACUGCAGUUGACUUUUUUGGCCAUGUGAAAUACAGCUGAAAUGGCAAAGGUUCAAACACCAACUAAUAAUUCGGGGAAAUCCGCUUUUAAGAAGAAAAACAAUGGACAACACUCCAAGAAGGCCAAAAGCAACUACUGUACACUGUGUCGCAUGAUCCAUUUGAAAGAUGAAGCACAAGAUCAUGUGCAUGGUAUGCUGCACCACAGAGAGCUGGAGACAGUGCUGGGCACGAAUUCAUUUCAUGAAUGUCAGGCAUGUAACGCAUCCUCCAUGGGUCUAAAUGAGUAUGCUCGGCACAUCUCCACCCCUCAACACAAAGCCAAGUUGCACAGCUUAAAGCAUUUAAAAAUAAAGCCCCUACCUCUGUUCAAGACUCUGAGCGAUGAGGCCAUGAACUUGAUCCUGGAGAGAAACAAGACCCUGAAAAAAGAGGAGAAGAAAGCAGGCAAAAGGAGGAAAAGGAAAAAGAAGCAGGAAUAUGAUCAGAAGCGUGCAGAAGUGCAAGGAAAAAACACAGUGGUGUCCAAAGCAGUGUUAAGGAAGAACAAACAAGUGAACAAUUGGAAACUGCAACAGGGAACCUUCCAGCAAGGAAGAACCCUUGUUGUUGUUCAAAACAAAGAGAAUAAAUUGUCCAGUGUGAAAAGGCUUCUUCACCAAGGAGAAUCAUCUCUGCCUAAUCAAAGCGGAAGAUUGUCUUAUUUGUCAGCAGAGCCGGGUCACACUCAACAUUACGUUCCUGUUCCCAAGUGCGCCCAAUCAGCUCAGCAGUUCCCCCAAAGAGACCUACAGAAUGACUAUUACAACAAGCAAUACGAUGGAGACUUCACCAGUGAUCACCUUCCUCACAACGGAGCUAUCAUAUUUGGUAUUUGCCAGGGUGAGAGUUCAGGAGGUUCUCCUUCAGAAAAGGAAGCUUCAGCUCAACCUUCUCAGACAAACGAAUCCACAAACGCAGCUCCGAUACGGGACGUGGACGUCAGCGCGAUGCUGCGGCAGAUCAGGCGCGCGCUGGGUGUGAGGGAGCCGUGUCGGGCCGAUCGUGAAGCUCGGAAACAGAGCAGUGAGACGGGGGUGCAAACUAAAGCUGGGAGACAGCAGCAGGCACGGUGCUCCUUCAGGAACAAAGCCAAGGAAACUCCCAUUCAUGUUGCCUCUGCUGCAGCUACAUCUAUGCAAUUUUCAUACGACAACAGCCCUGCUUCUUCCUCCACUGCUGGUGCUGGUCCAUCUAACGUUGCUCCUAUGUGGGAAAAUGUGUCAAAUGGACCAACUUUAGCCCGCAAGGUUCGAAUUGCCCGUGAUUCAGCCACAGUUCAGGGAGGAAGAAUGCCUGUGCCUAAACCAACUAUAAAUAAGACGUUUAGCUUAUCAGUCCCUAAAGGCAAGUCAAACUGGAGGGAGAUGUAUGAGGACAGGAAGAGGAAGAAGCAGGAGAGAGUCAAAGUCAGGCCCAGGUUUGGAAUUGAGCUUACGAAGCGUCAUUCUGAAAAUGAGAGUUCAACACGAGCAGAGGGAAUCGACACGAGUCUGUCCGAGGGCUUUCACUGGGAGGCUGUCUCAGACACUCUGUCAGGCGCACACUGGAACGAACUACCUCCUCCACCCCAGAACGCAACAUAUUACGAGUCUUACACUGAGCCGCAGUCAGAACCUCAGAGGCAGGAGCCAUCGGAGCAGCCCGACGCAGCACAGGAAGGCUGCAGCACUCACACCGUCCAAGCUGUCCGUGUGAAGGUGGAGUCGGACGUAGCGUUUGUAGAUUUGAGUGCCGACAGUGAUACCAGCAAGAGGAAACGCAAAAUGUGCGAUGGCUUGGCUGAUAACAAGCCAAGUGGGAAAAAAAAGAAAAGAAAGUCAGACAAUGAGCAGGGCCAGAUGGACCAGCUGCUGGCUGUGUCUCUGAGGGAGGACGAGCUGAGCCACUCGUUGCAGAAUUUCGACGUGUCUCUGAUCCAAGCCCGCAACACCCUACAGGCCGCCUACGCUGAAGUCCAGAGACUCCUGCUACUGAGGCAGCAGUUCACUCUUGAGGUCAACCAUCUCAGAGCCCAGCGCAUUGAAAUCCUGCAAGGGAUGAAAGAAAUACACAAAGCAGCAUCUGACGUAGAGAAAUCCCCCCUUUUACCUGCAGCCCCUUCUCCCACUGUGCAACCAAGACUCUCCCCUCUGCCUUCCUCCAGUUUCUUCCCCUGCUCCCCCUCCGCCCCCCCGAUCCGGCAACCAUCGCCAACAAACACACCCGCUUCCAUUAGCCCGCUCGCCCUCCCAACCAUACCAGUAAUGCAAGACAUUUCCCAGCCAUCCACCUCUGGACAAGCCAUUCAAAUUGUCUCCUGUAUCUCUGACACACAUCAGGUUCCUGUGAAGUCUCCCGUCUCCUUGUUACCUUCUGAUUUCCUCCCUCCACACUCAGCUUCUCCUCCAAUGGCUGUCCCCUCUUUCAAACAACCUGCAACAGAGUGCUCUACAUCAGAAAAUACAAAUCAUUUUCCGAAAUCAUCUCUCAGGCAGGAGAGCGUGAGGUCAGUGAGACAAGACGAAGAAAAAAAGGUAGAUGACAAUGACUGUGUGGAAGAGAUUGGAGAUGUUGUUUGCAUCGAACCUAUUCAAGAAAAACAGCCAGAAGCAGAAAAGCCCGUCUCCACUCCUGUACCAAAAGAAGAUCUAAAUACAUCCGUUGUAGUAGACAACGAUGGAGGGAACGAGAGCGACACCUCUCUCAAACUCAUUGAGUCCCCCGUCUCGGUGGUCAUUAAUAUCGAUGAAUCGGACUGUGAGGAAGUACAGAAUGUUCCCGUCCAGCCGGAGCCUCCUCAGAGCUCUGUCAGUGUGGAGGUCAGCUGUUCAGGCACACAGACGAUCCCGCAAAAUGAAGUUGAGAGAAAAUGUCAGCCUACACUUAAAGUUGAAGAUGUAAAGAUUCCUUCAGAGUGCAUUGAAGUGUCCGAGGAUCAGGAGCCAUCAGUUGGAGUUUUUUCUAACCACACCGGCCCCGUCCACGGCCUCAAUGUUCACGACGGCCGCUUGUACACGUGUUCAGGGGACAACACAGCGCGGGCCUACUGUCUCAUGACUAAGGAGUGCCAAGCAGUGUUUGAAGGUCACACCAACAAGGUCAACUGUCUGCUGGUGUCGUCCUCCCCUAACACUCUGGCUCGUCUCUACACCGGAUCCAGUGACCAGACCAUCCGCUGCUUCAGCAUAAAGACCACACGGUGUCUGGAGCAGAUCACGCUGUCAGACAGAGUGCUGUGUUUGCACUCUACCUCCAACAUCCUGUAUGCUGGACUCGCUAGUGGAUCAGUGGCUAGCUUUGACUUAAAGACUCUGAAGAACUUGGAUGUGUUUGACUGCCACGGCCCGCGCGGGGUCAGCUGUCUGGGCACGGCUCAGGAAGGCGCCCGCCGGGUGCUGCUGGUCGGCUCCUACGACAGCACCAUCAGCGUGCGGGACGCCAAGAACGGCCUGCUGCUGCGCACGCUGGACGGCCACACCAAAACUGUCCUCUGCAUGAAGGUGGUGAACGACCUGGUCUUUAGCGGCUCCACUGACACAUCGGUUCAUGCUCACAACAUCCAUACGGGUGAGUUGGUCCGAAUCUACAAAGGUCACAAUCAUGCCGUCACAUCGAUAGUCAUCCUGGGGAAAGUGAUGGUGACAGCCUCUCUGGAUAAGAUGGUCCGAAUUUAUGAGCUGCAGUCCCAUGACCGCCUGCAGGUGUACGGGGGUCACAGUGACAUGGUGAUGUGCAUGGCCGUACAUAAGAGUGUGAUCUACACGGGCUGUUAUGAUGGCUCCAUCCAAGCUGUGAAGCUCAACUUGAUGAAGAACUACCGCUGCUGGUGGUGUAACUGCACUCUGAUCUUCGGCAUGGCGGAGCAUCUCUCUGAGCACCUCCUCAGAGAUCACAGCAACCCAAACCUGCAGGCGAUCAAGUGUCGCUGGAGAGGCUGCAGCUCGUUUUUUGGCACACAGCAGGCUGUUAGAGAGAAGCUUCCAGAACACAUGCAGAGCCACGUGGAGAAAGACAGUGAGGUGUAGCAGCAGUGGAGCAGCGGUGGAGCUGAAGAGACUCAGCAUAUGCGGUUGGAGUCCCAUGCGUUAUAGUACUUAACUGAACCCUUGGUUUCAAAGUUCUUUUCAGGGUUUUGGGUUAAAUCUUUCUGUUGAAUUCAAAUGGGAGGUCGUCUUCUGUUCUCUAGCUAUAAAAGUACUAUUCACAUCUCUUUGGUUUUGUGUGUACUCUGGGGUCUCUGUUGACAGUCCGCUUGUCGUUGAUCCCUGAAUGAUUACAUUUAUUAUCAGUUAUUUGAGUGUAAAAGGUUUUAUUUAUGUUUUUUUUUUUAUGAACUGUGAAUUAAUGACUUUUAUAAAGCUACCUUUCUCAGAAACAGAAAUGUCAUUAGUAAAUACAAAGCUACAUUUUACAAGCAUUUCUACAACUAUGCUGCAUUGGCUGAAACACCUCCGAAACCUAGGGCUAAUAUUUAGCAACCCGAUCCUACUUUAUUAGCGAUAAUACAAUUUGAUAUGAAGGUAUUUUCCUGUAAUAAUUUCUCCAUAAUGACUUCCUGACUCAGACUGUUGUCUUAUGCUUCAUUACAUAUUGAUCACUUUUACAUUGUUACAUUUCAGAGAUGAACGGUAGGCAUCGUACUUGUCCCCUGUAUCCCUUCAUAUGUUUGAGAACUUUGUUUUUGGCAAUGGAAGAAGUGGAGGUGAAAGUUGUAAGACCAAACUGUCCAGAGUACCUUCUAAGAGAGCCGUUUUAAAGUCAUGCCUUCAUUUUUCUAUGUUAUACUGUCCACUGUACAGUGUGUAUUUGAUUUGUGUUUCAUACCUACUGUAUGUGUACAGCAGUAAAAAAUAUAAUCUAGAAAA
Molecule: messenger RNA, 4924 nt
Organism: Notothenia coriiceps (black rockcod)
Lineage: Eukaryota; Metazoa; Chordata; Actinopteri; Perciformes; Nototheniidae
Product: zinc finger protein 106-like
Exons: 21
Coding region: 80-4084 (1334 amino acids)
Cellular component (GO): membrane; cytosol
Molecular function (GO): SH3 domain binding; RNA binding
Source: RefSeq, a predicted model, not a curated record